Molecule: messenger RNA, 3848 nt
Organism: Erinaceus europaeus (western European hedgehog)
Lineage: Eukaryota; Metazoa; Chordata; Mammalia; Eulipotyphla; Erinaceidae
Gene: OSBPL11
Product: oxysterol binding protein like 11
Exons: 13
Coding region: 5-2269 (754 amino acids)
Cellular component (GO): membrane; intracellular membrane-bounded organelle; cytosol
Molecular function (GO): sterol binding
Source: RefSeq, a predicted model, not a curated record
GAAGAUGCAGGGGGCAGAACCGGUGUCAACAAUGAAAGUGUCCGAGAGCGAAGGGAAGCUGGAGGGCCUGGUCACAGCGGUGACCCCGAACAAGAACAGCAGCAACAGUAGCUGUGGGGGUGGAAUCAGCGGCAGCGCCAGCGGCAGUGGUAGCAGCCGCGGCGGCUGUGCCAAAGGCUGGCAAUACAGUGACCACAUGGAAAAUGUGUAUGGCUACUUAAUGAAGUAUACCAACCUGGUCACGGGGUGGCAGUACAGGUUUUUUGUUUUAAACAACGAGGCUGGACUCUUGGAAUACUUUGUGAAUGAGCAGUCUAGAAAUCAAAAACCCAGAGGUACUUUGCAGCUCGCAGGAGCUGUAAUAUCACCCAGUGAUGAAGACUCUCACACCUUUACUGUAAAUGCUGCCAGUGGGGAACAGUAUAAACUCAGAGCCACAGAUGCUAAAGAAAGACAACAUUGGGUUAGCCGGCUUCAGAUAUGUACUCAACAUCACACUGAAGCUAUUGGAAAGAAUAAUCCUCCUCUGAAAUCACGGAGCUUCUCACUUGCAUCUAGUGGUAAUUCUCCUAUAUCUCAGAGAAGAUCAAGUCAAAAUUCCAUUUCUUUUUUUAAUGUUGGACAUUCCAAACUGCAAUCAGUGAGCAGAAGAGCUCAGUUACCUCCAGACCAUCUUGUGGAAGUCAGAGAAAUGAUGUCUCAUGCUGAAGGACAACAAAGAGACUUAAUUAAACGAAUUGAAUGCCUUCCUGCUUCUGGACAUCUUAGUUCCUUGGACCAGGAUCUUUUAAUGCUCAAAGCUACUUCCAUGGCAACUAUGAAUUGCUUAAAUGACUGCUUUCAUAUUCUACAAUUGCAGCAUGCAUCACAUCAGAAGGGUUCAUUGCCUUCAGGAACGACAAUCGAGUGGUUAGAACCAAAGAUAUCUUUAUCAAACCACUAUAAAAAUGAAGCUGACCAGCCCUUUGCAUCUGAGCAGAGUAAGCCAGUGGCAGUCCCAGAAGCGCAGUGUGUUACAGAAUCUGGACUAUUAGCAAGGGAACCUGAGGAUAUAAAUGCAGAUGAUGAGGUAGAGGACACAUGUGACAACAAGGAGGAUGAUUUAGGUGCUGUGGAAGAGCAGCGUAGCAUUAUCCUACACCUCUUGUCACAGCUCAAGCUGGGCAUGGAUUUAACAAGAGUGGUACUUCCUACAUUUAUCCUAGAGAAGCGUUCCUUGUUGGAAAUGUAUGCAGACUUUAUGUCGCAUCCAGACCUAUUUAUAGCUAUUACCAAUGGAGCCACAGCUGAGAACAGAAUGAUUCGUUUUGUUGAGUACUACCUUACCUCAUUUCAUGAAGGCCGUAAGGGAGCCAUUGCUAAGAAACCAUACAAUCCUAUCAUUGGAGAAACAUUUCAUUGUUCUUGGAAGAUGCCCAAAAGUGAGAUAACAUCUAAUGUUGCUAGCAACACCUCCAAUCAAUCUGUCACAAAUCAUGCUUCUGUAUCAGAGGAGGCUUUGAACGAGGUGGAAUCAGACUGUUAUAUAGUCAGAUUUGUUGCUGAACAGGUUUCCCAUCAUCCUCCAGUCUCAGGAUUUUAUGCAGAAUGUGCAGAGAGGAAGAUAUGUGUAAAUGCUCAUGUCUGGACUAAGAGCAAAUUCUUAGGCAUGUCAAUAGGUGUGACAAUGGUUGGAGAAGGUAUCCUCAGUCUGUUGGAACACGGAGAAGAAUAUACAUUUUCUUUGCCUUCUGCAUAUGCUCGGUCAAUUUUAACUGUACCUUGGGUAGAACUAGGUGGCAAAGUGAGUGUCAACUGUGCAAAAACUGGGUAUUCAGCCAGCAUCACUUUUCAUACUAAGCCAUUUUAUGGUGGCAAACUGCACCGGGUUACAGGUGAAGUGAAGCAUAAUACCUCCAACAGUGUGGUAUGUAGAGUGCAAGGGGAAUGGAACAGUGUUCUUGAAUUUACCUAUAGUAAUGGAGAGACAAAGUAUGUGGACUUGACUAAAUUGGCAGUGACGAAGAAAAGAGUAAGACCAUUGGAGAAGCAGGAUCCAUUUGAAUCCAGGCGAUUGUGGAAAAAUGUAACAGACUCUUUGAGAGAAUCUGAAAUUGAUAAAGCCACAGAGCAUAAACGUACUUUGGAAGAACGCCAGAGGACCGAAGAAAGGCAUCGGACAGAAACAGGAACACCUUGGAAAACCAAAUAUUUUAUUAAAGAGGGAGAUGGCUGGGUUUACCACAAACCCCUUUGGAAGAUAAUUCCAACAACACAACCAGCAGAGUGACACACACUAACACUUGACUAAAUGAACUUCUUCUCUGUUUGCCCUAAACCUCCCAGAAUGGAGUCAUUGCACUGAGUGACCUGCUUCCUGACUGCACUGACUAAAACUAGGUAAACAUGAAUGUACCUGUUAGGCCACUGUAGAACUACAGCAAGACCAAAGUGUUGAAGAAGCGCAAUGGACGUCUUACCAAAAUGUUUAUGUGAUGUGAGCAAUAUCAUCAUAAGACCGUUUACCUGAAUUCUAAGAUGAUUAAUCUCUUAUCUGUUGUUGCAACACUUAUCCAGUUGCAGGUCCUAAGGCUAAGUUCAAAUCCCCAAUUUCUGAUGGGGGCAGCGGGUGUACAACAGUGAGAACUCAAUGAUUUUGAUUUCUUUAUCGUGAAAAGUGAAGUCUCUUUCAGAGUUUGUGCUUUGCUUUCUGUCAGUAACUAAAGUAUUCACUACUCUUAAAAACAUAACAAGAGGAGGAAGAUGACCCAGAAGUGGAUUCAGCCAUUGUGCCUGAAAUCAGUGUUAAAAAUUCAACCAGGUUGUAGUAACAAGGCAUUCUGCUUCUUCAAAAAGAUUGUGUGCCUGUGUCUGAGGAACUUACCCAUUUUCCACCUCUGCUGGAACUCUUUUAAAAUAUGUAUUUAUAAAUUAAAUUAGAAUUGUAACCAUGGAGACUUUUCUUCUAAGCAUUUUAAUAUACUUGAAAACAUUGACUUGAAAAAUUUCAGAACAUUUUUCAAUACCUAGUUUUAUUAAAUACUAUUCUUGGGAGACAAUUUUUUUAAUGUGUUCAUGUCAACAUGAUGAAAUUUUGGCCUUUCACAAGAACUGAGGCAUUAAAGUACACAGCAAAUAUUAAAAAAAAAUAAAACUUACUUUUUCCUUACUUUUUUUCACAUGUAGGUUGAUAUCCAGUAUUAUAUGCUAUCCCUCUGGAUAAGUAUGCUUUAUCUUAGCACUGUUCAAAAUUUAAAGCAACUGUUCUUAUUUGUUAGUAAUUCAGAAGUUAUAUACAUGACUGAACACACAUAAGGUAUGGUUUUAUUUUCAAGAAAACUCAAAUGCUGAAGAAAGUACAAAAUAAAUAGAUCAGGAGGUUGUAUUUAGGUACUAAUCUUUUUUAGAAUAGGUAUUUUACUGAGGUUGAAGAAUUGCUGGCAAUUAAAAGAAUAGUGCUAAUUAUGGCUUUCAUCAUUCAACAAGUAUUUAUUGAGCACCUAGUUAUGGUGCUCAACACUUGUUACUGCAAGCUACCUUAAUUUUCCAAGAGUGGUGCCUUACUCUGUUUCUUCUGAUGUGGUCUUCCAAUCAUUGCAUGUAACAUACCUGUUAUUCAUCAGCCAUUGCAGAUAGCUGUAUCAUCAUUAGGAGUUUAAACUUUGUGCACUGAUAAACUAUGUUCUAUUGAAGGAGUUAAUAGGAUGAAAACAGCAAAAAAAAAUUUUUUUCAACAAAUUGUAAAUUACAAGAAAAUAGUUGGUUUCCUUUGUUCAUUUUUGCUGUUAUAUGCACUGAAAAAAAAUCUCAAAAUGAGUUAUAAUUCAUGUGUUGGGAAGAUUGAAAAAAAUAAAACUAGAGAACAAUGA